Thunnus maccoyii (southern bluefin tuna) is the source of this 1952-nucleotide messenger RNA. It is a transcript of the gene cd74a, whose product is annotated as CD74 molecule, major histocompatibility complex, class II invariant chain a. The coding region runs from base 138 to 986 and encodes 282 amino acids. The transcript is spliced from 9 exons. The record is from RefSeq and is a predicted model, not a curated record. Gene Ontology annotation, cellular component: membrane. Gene Ontology annotation, biological process: protein trimerization; intracellular protein transport; immune response. Lineage: Eukaryota; Metazoa; Chordata; Actinopteri; Scombriformes; Scombridae. Gene Ontology annotation, molecular function: MHC class II protein binding; macrophage migration inhibitory factor binding.
ACUUUCCACAACCCUUCACCUUUCUCAGGAACCUGUCUGGUAUUUCUUCCCCAUUUGAAAGGAAAUUUAUCUACUCGACCUCCCAGAUUUUCUCCAGUUUGUUCCAUUGAAGAAGCCGAGAAAAACUUCCAAGACAGAUGGCCCACCAAGAAGAUGCUCCCCUGGCCAGAGGAAGCCUGGCAGGCAGUGAAGAGGUCCUUGUUACCUCUGCAGUACCCAGAGGAAGCUCCAACAGUCGUGCCUUGAAGGUGGCAGGCCUGACAACCUUGGCAUGUCUGCUGCUGGCCAGCCAGGUCUUUACUGCCUACAUGAUGUUUAACCAGGGGCAGCAGAUCCACUCGCUGCAGAAGAACUCUGAGAGAAUGGGCAAACAGCUGACCCGCUCAUCCAAGGCUGCGGCUCCAAUGAAGAUGCACAUGCCCAUGAACAGCCUCCCUCUGCUGAUGGACUUCACUACGGAUGAGGACUCCAAGACUUCCAAGACUCCCCUGACAAAACUGCAGGACAUUGCUAUCGUUAAUGUGGAGAAACAGCUGAAGGAUCUCCUGCAGGUCUCCGAGCUGCCACAUGUCAACGAGACCUUCCUGGUCAACCUUCAGAGCGUGGAGAAGCAGAUGAACGAGAGCGAGUGGAAGAGCUUUGAGUCCUGGAUGCGCUACUGGCUGCUCUUCCAGAUGGCCCAGCAGACACCUGCACCCCCCACAGCUCAGCCAGUCUCUACCAUCAAGACCAAAUGCCAGCUGGAGGCAGCACCAGGUGGCGCCAAGAUCGGCUCCUACAAGCCUCAGUGUGACGAGCAGGGCCGCUACAAGCCCAUGCAGUGCUGGCACGCCACCGGCUACUGCUGGUGUGUGGACGAGAGCGGCACACCCAUUGAGGGCACCACCAUGCGCGGCCGCCCUGACUGUCAGAGAGGCGCCACUCCUCGUCGCAUGUUGUUUGCACCCAGGAUGAUGCAGAAGACCAUCAGCUUUGAGGAUCAGUGAAUCCAAUGAAGCAAAGUGUGUCUCUUUUCAAUGAGUGAUCGUCGCAGGCAGAAAUAAUCAUCAUUUUAAGCUAACUGCUGACUCUCAUACAGUAAAUGAGCUUUCCUGAUCAGUCUUUUACGUAAUCUCUUGAUUUUAACGUUUUUACCAGGUGUCUGAAAUCAAAACAAUAGAGGCCUGUUUCAGUUAACUGCUUUUUAUCAGAUAGGCUUACUUUGGGGGUGUUCUCAUUGACCAUUUAACUUUUGACCAUUGAUAUAAUCUACAAUGUACUGUUUGUGAGUAACAUUGCUGUUUGCUUCUGAAGAAUGCUUCAUGUAACAAAAAAAAAAUGAUUUUUUCACUUUGCCCCAGUAGUAUUUAGUAGUAGUGCUUUAGUAGUGGAGAUAGUUUUAGUUUUACUUGAUGAUACAAAGGAGGGGAGUGGACGUUUGCUUGUGGUGCAGACAGCAUUAAAAACUACAUUUAAAAAAAUGUGAACAGCCAAAACUCUUUCCAGAAACAGUGUCCACUGUUACUCUGAUAAUCCACACACCAUACCAUGGACAGAUUUCUUCUAUGGACAGCAGUUCUGAUGAAAACUGUCCACAGUGAGGUCUGUGGACUACUCAGAGUAAUGGGGAUGCUGUUUCUGGAAAGAGUUGUUGCUGUUUAAUUUUUUAUUGCUGUGAGUGUUACGAACUUCUGCUGACCAAAUAAAGCCAAAAUUAUCUGCAUGGCUAGACACCAUGAGAGUUUAAUGAGAAAAUACGUUUGUGCAUUUUGAGUGAACACAUCCUUUAAAGGAUGUGAUAGGAGGAAGUAAUUUUUCUAUGAAGGUGUUGAGAAGGUGAAAUAAAGUUUUCCUAACAACACUGUUUGCAUUGUUAUACAUGAUAAACUGAGAUCAUGGUCAUUUGAGAUGAUAUAAUUGUGGAAUUUAAAAGCUAAAUAAGGCCUUAAUAAACUUUAACCUGAUUAGAUGCA